ACGUUGAGGACGCAAGUCAGCAUUGCCAAACGCACCCGCGCCAUCCACCCCGCUCGUGCUAACAAAUCCAGGCGUUUUCUAAAUGUGCACGAAUUGAAGUUCUGUGCCAAUGAUCCUGAAGUGUUUGUCCAAGCAGCACUGUUGGCUCAGGAUUACUGUGAUGCCAUAGACCUAAAUUUGGGUUGCCCCCAAAUGAUUGCAAAGAGAGGUCACUAUGGAGCAUUUCUGCAAGAGGAGUGGGAUCUUCUUCAGAGAAUGAUUUUACUGGCUAACGAGAAGCUCUCUGUUCCCAUCACAUGCAAAAUCCGCGUUUUCCCAGACAUUGACAAGACAGUGAAGUAUGCACAGAUGCUGGAGAAAGCUGGCUGCCAGCUGCUGACUGUGCAUGGCCGUACUAAAGAACAGAAAGGACCACUUGCUGGCGUGGCAUCUUGGGAGCACAUUCAAGCUGUAAGAAAAGCUGUAAACAUUCCUGUAUUUGCAAAUGGAAACAUCCAGUGUCUCAGCGAUGUGGAAGAAUGCAUACGUAAGACAGGAGUACAUGGCGUCAUGAGUGCAGAAGGUAAUCUUCAUAACCCAGCUUUGUUUGAGGGCCGAAACCCAUUGGUGUGGGAGAUGGCUGAGGAGUAUCUGGAGAUAGUGCGGAAGUACCCUUGUCCAUUGUCUUACGUUAGGGCACAUCUCUUCAAGCUCUGGCAUCACACGCUUCAAGUUUACCAGCAGCUGCGUGAAGAAUUAGCAAAAGUGAAGACUCUAGAAGGCAUCGUAGAUGUCAACAGGGAGCUGAAACUACGAUGCCAGGAAGAAAUAGCUAAUCAGAAAGAAGGAGAAAAACCAAAAGAAGGGUUGCCUUUUUUCCACUGGAUCUGUCAGCCAUACAUCAGGCCAGGGCCAAAGGAGAGAUGUAGGGAGAAUGGAGAUAGUGGAACUGAAAAAGGUGUGCGAGGGAAACGUGCUCUGGAAGAAGAGGAAGAUGGAAAUUCUGAGCUUCUGUCAAAGAAUAAACAAAAAAAGAAGUUAAGAAAUCCUAAUAAAAGCUUUGAUCCAUCUUUAAAACCCAAAUAUGCAAAAUGUGAUCAAUGUGGAAACCCUAAGGGCAAUAAAUGUGUGUUUAAUAUGUGCCGAGGGUGCUGUAAGAAAAGAGCAUUCAAGGAGGUAGCAGAUUGUCCAGGUCAUGGAUUACUUUUUAAGACCAAGUAUGAAAAAUCUCUUUCAUGGCAGCACAGUCAAAGAGGAAUUCAAACCGCAGACAUCAAUCAGAGAGGAGAUGCACAGGUGGGGGAGACAGCAGUGCUGAAAGAGGCUGCUGACAGUACAGGGUGAAGCUUUGGAAAUGAACAGCCCAAGAGCUCCUGCCAGACCACUACCCUGGGCCAAAGAAUGUGUCAUCUCCAGCUCACUAUCAGCUGUGUGAACUUGUUCCACAUGAUUAAGUUCUAGAAAAAUUUUAUUUAAGUAAAAAACUGCUUUUACUCAGGGAAUUAUCCUGCAUUUGAAAUAAAAGAGAUGCAAUUAAAUGUCUCAUGCUGCAUUUGAAA
This is a messenger RNA of Cyanistes caeruleus (blue tit), 1538 nucleotides long. The record is from RefSeq and is a predicted model, not a curated record. NCBI's taxonomy places the organism in Eukaryota, Metazoa, Chordata, Aves, Passeriformes, Paridae.